AUGGCAGCAGCAGCAGCACGAAGGAACGAAGAAGAAGGAACUGGGGACGCCUUCAGCCGCCUCUUUGAUCUCUGCUUGGAGGCCUUCUUGCUGCGGCAUUCAACUCUAUUGUCAGAAGACUGCAGCAGCAGCAGCAGCAGCAGCAGCAGCAGCAGCAGCAGCAGCAGCGGCGGCACAUUCCAGCUGCCGGUGGAUCUGCUGCAGCAGCUACAAGACGACACAGGCAUCUCUAUCGAUGCCGUCGCAGCAGAAGCUGCCCCCACCAACAGCAGCAGCAGCAGCAGCAACAGCAGCAGCAGCAGCAGCAGCAGAGAGCAGGAGGAUGCAUGGAGCCUAAACUUGUAUCGUUGUUUGCUGCUGCUGCACAAGGUGUACAGACAGCUCAGAUUUAUAUCUCCCAAUGAGUCUGCCGAUGACAUUUCUACGUCUGUAUUGAGGUAUCUGCUGCUGCCGUACUGCCUGGGGCUGAUGAGCCUAGAGAGGCGGGGGCAGCUGCAGGAGCGCCCCCAAACCCUGCGCGAGGCCCAGCUGUAUCUAAUAGAAUAUCUGCAUGGGCUUGAGUGUGCUGAGCUGCUGACGAAGGAAGAGCAGCAGCGGCUGGAGGGGAGCCUAGAAGCAGCAGCAACACCCAGCAGCAGAAUGCCAAUGCCUUACUCUUAUAUCAAAGAUCCUGCUGCUCGCAGGUCUGCUGCUGCUGCUGUUGCUGCUGCUGCUGCUGCUGCUGCUGCAGAUGAUGAUGAUGAUGCCGGUGGUGGUGGUGGUGGUGGUGGUGCUGCUGCUGCUGCUGGGGGGGGGAGGGCUGCUGAUGAUGUGGUUGCGGUUGAGGAUACUGUGGUGCUGACGAAGCUGAUAGAAGAAGCAAAGGCAGAGAAGGAGCUCAACGCCUCUGUUAAGGUAACAGCAGCAGCAGCAACAGCAGCAGCAGCAACAGCAGCAGCAACAACAGCAGCAGCAAGAGCAACAGCAGCAGCAGCAGCAGCAGAUGCAUGA
This is a messenger RNA of Eimeria mitis, 990 nucleotides long. Its product is annotated as immunoglobulin-binding protein, putative. The record is from RefSeq and is a predicted model, not a curated record. Gene Ontology annotation, molecular function: protein phosphatase 2A binding. The transcript is spliced from 4 exons. Gene Ontology annotation, cellular component: cytosol. Gene Ontology annotation, biological process: regulation of dephosphorylation; regulation of signal transduction. The coding region runs from base 1 to 990 and encodes 329 amino acids. Lineage: Eukaryota; Apicomplexa; Conoidasida; Eucoccidiorida; Eimeriidae.